AUGACCACUUUCGACGCUGAAACCUUUGCCUUCCUUUCCUCCAUCAAGAAGCCCACAAUCGAAGACGGAGUAAUCCGCACAAGACUUCUCGAUAUGGUGAACAAUCUCCAAGCUCCCCACCCUUACGAAAUUAUGCAAUGGCUUCAAAUGCGAGAGUUCCGAAACUUUGCAUUUGAUAACCUGAGGGUUGAUUGUGUCAAGACCUGGGCUGGCUACAAAACUGAAGUCCACUUCUUGUGGAUUUUCCUUCGCCUAGGAAGAUUUAUCGCGGAGAUGCUUGGCCAAGAAAGGUUUGAAUGCACAGUCGGUGGUACCUGCUACCAGUGCCCUAGGCCUGAAGUUGAUAAGAUGGAUUUAGAGUACAGCUAUGAUCAGUGGGCAAAUGAGAUAGACGAUAUGUCGGUCGACAUGAUUUUUGAAGAUGAAGAUUUGUUGAUGUAA
Messenger RNA from Fusarium redolens, 441 nucleotides. RefSeq lists its product as uncharacterized. The coding region runs from base 1 to 441 and encodes 146 amino acids. The record is from RefSeq and is a predicted model, not a curated record. The transcript has a single exon. NCBI's taxonomy places the organism in Eukaryota, Fungi, Ascomycota, Sordariomycetes, Hypocreales, Nectriaceae.